UUCCGCUUCCGGAGCGAGCGCGGAGAUGGCGGCGGCCGGUGAGGAAGCGGAGGCGACGGACUGGGCGCUGCCGCCGGAGGUGGAGGUGCUGGAGUCCAUCUACCUGGAGGAGCUGCAGGUGGCGCGGGGCCUGGGCAGGUGGGAGCCGUGGGAGAUCAGCAUCACCCUGCACCCUGCCACGGCCCAGGACCAGGACUCGCAGUACGUCCGCUUCACCCUGGUGCUCUCCGUGCCCCCUCAGUAUCCUGAUAAAGCACCGGAGAUCUCCAUCAGGAAUCCGCGGGGGCUGUCAGAUGAGCAACUUCAAAAGAUUUCCCAGACCCUCAGAAGCGUUGCUGAAGCCAGACUGGGGACAGAGGUGCUCUAUGAACUGAUUGAGAAGGGAAAGGAGAUCCUCACUGACAACAAUAUUCCUCAAGGACAGUGUGUAAUCUGCCUCUAUGGAUUCCAGGAGAAAGAAGCCUUCACAAAGACCCAUUGCUACCACUACUUCCACUCCCACUGUCUGGCCCGCUAUGCCCAGCACAUGGAGGAGGAGAUCCUCAUGCAGCAGGAGGAGAGAGAGCAGCACCUUGCACCAUCCCCCAAACAGGAAGUUGGUGUGCUGUGCCCUGUCUGCCGGGAGACCCUGGUCUAUGACCUUUGUGCUCUGAAGGCAGCGCCGCCCCCGCAGCACCCUCUGGAGCCAUACAGGCCAGAUGCCAAGGUGCUGCAGCACCAGGAAGAACUGCGCCUGAUUUUCAAGAGACAGCAAGAGAAAGGGGGAAUCAUCGACCCCGAGGCAGAGAGGAACCGAUAUUUCAUCAGCCUCCAGGCGCCUCCAGCUGCCGUGGAUCCAGGUCAAGCAGCCACUGCCUCUGAGCUGUCGGUGAGUGCCUGUGCUGCGGACGCGCCCCAGCCGCCCAGCCAAGCCUCGGCUCCCGAGCCAGCUGGGUUGUCAGAGGCCAGGGUGGAACCCAGGCAGCCCGAGAGGUCUGCUGUGCCCAGAGAGCAACUGAGCAAGAGGGAGAGGCACAGAGGGGAGAGGCCAGGCUCCAGAGGCCGAGGCAGGCCACUGUGCAGUGGCUCACAGGAACCAGGAGAGGAAGCCUGUCAUCCACUCCAUGGCUCCAGGGGGCCCAGGGUCUUCAGCCAGAGACCAGAGCGUAGACCUGCUGGACGGCACAGCCAGGAGUUUUCAAAGCCUCAUAGUAGAAACAGGCCUGCUCCCCUGGCUGAAAGAAAAGAGUUGUUCCAUGAAGACCCCUCACCAGCAACCGAAACUGUGGGUUUGAAAGAGGAGCACCAUGAUGUGGAAAAAUGGAGCACAGAGGAGGGGACUGAGGCUCGGGGCAGGAAAAAAGAGAACCUGAUGUUCAACCGCAGUGACCAUAAAGCUGCCCCCAACUGGCAAGGCCACCAUAGGCCCUGGGAUUGUGGAAGGUGGGAGAGGUCCAGAGUUCAGGAGCGUGGUUCCUACCCCAGAGCACAAAGAGGGCGAGGGGUAUUCAGGCCCAGUGGACAUCGAGAAACCCAUCUUGAGAAGGAGAGUGGCUCCUAGCAGGAAUGAUGAGGGGCUGGGCUGGGGGAAAAAAGGACUUUCUGGGGAGACCAAUGAAGGCUCUGAUGAAGCAGUAGCAAGCAGAUACUGUACUCCCUGCAAGGGAGGAGACAGAUUGCAUAUGGGACAGCUUGUGACAGGCAGUGUUGCCAGGGUAUGUACAAUGUAAAGCAUCCUGGCAUGACCAGCUGGCUGUUACCAGCAUUGGAGAAGUGGAAUAUUGACAGAUCGUAUCAGCCUUGGUCUCAGAGGAUCCAGAACACAGAGGUGGCUUUGGGGACCUGCAGCCAUUGUCCCUAUAGGUGAAAUGCCAAGAAUUGUGCACACCUACAGAGCAAAGGAACUGAGCCCAGCAUGGUGCCAUGGCAGAGACAAAGUGUGCCAAGACCUUCCCUGUAAGCCAGUGGAGCUGUGGUGGUGCCAGAGCAGUAUCUUGAGCUCACUUCCACUUGCUCUGUCCCCCAUUCUUUCUCAGAGCACCUUCUCAACUGCUGGGAUUGACCAGGCAAGUCCUUACUACACAGGACAUUGCCCAGUCCCAGCCAGGAGAUCCAAGUUAAGCUCAAGUCAACACAUUUGCAGGUUACGGCUGUCUGGUGGCUAAGGCUUCACCUUGGCUCCUGCUUCUCCUGGGAGCCCAUUUUUAGCUGGAGCUCCUGCCCCAUCUUUCAGCUGCUUUUGUGCAGGCUGAAGCUGAUGGGGGGGAACCUCAGAAGAGAGUACUCUGCUUUGUAACCUGUAUGUGUCAGAAUCCCCCUCCAAGACCAGGCUGUCUCUUGGCACUUCUGACAACCCAGAAGUGAAGACAUGCUGCUGUAUUUUGGAUACUGCUACCCUCCUGUAAUUUUCAAGCUGAUAUUGCUUAAAAGAGGAUUUUCUGUUUAAACUAACUUGGUGCAGUUAUGUUUGCUGCUGCUCCACAGAUGUAAAUAGUGUCCCAAUCCAAAGCCACGAAGAAUGAUCCCAGGCCUCUGAAGUGGGGCAAUGCUAUUAAAUUAAUUCAUUGGGUCUUC
Molecule: messenger RNA, 2553 nt
Organism: Prinia subflava (tawny-flanked prinia)
Lineage: Eukaryota; Metazoa; Chordata; Aves; Passeriformes; Cisticolidae
Gene: RNF25
Product: ring finger protein 25
Exons: 10
Coding region: 26-1540 (504 amino acids)
Biological process (GO): protein ubiquitination
Cellular component (GO): nucleus
Molecular function (GO): ubiquitin protein ligase activity; protein binding
Source: RefSeq, a predicted model, not a curated record